Podarcis raffonei (Aeolian wall lizard) is the source of this 6639-nucleotide messenger RNA. RefSeq names its product ArfGAP with SH3 domain, ankyrin repeat and PH domain 3 (gene ASAP3). Lineage: Eukaryota; Metazoa; Chordata; Lepidosauria; Squamata; Lacertidae. The transcript is spliced from 26 exons. Gene Ontology annotation, cellular component: focal adhesion; cytoplasm. Gene Ontology annotation, biological process: cell migration; positive regulation of GTPase activity. The coding region runs from base 583 to 3609 and encodes 1008 amino acids. Gene Ontology annotation, molecular function: protein binding; GTPase activator activity. The record is from RefSeq and is a predicted model, not a curated record.
CGUGCUGGAUCAGGCGCGCCGCCUUAGCUCUGUGUUGAUAGGCUGCUCGUUUUUCCAGAGAGGAGGAUCUCCGCGGCUUGGGGAGAAAGGGAACAAGGGCAACUGGGUGCACUUUGUCUUUAACAGGCUCCGGGCCAAAAAUCCGCGCUUGCAGGCUCGCAGGCAGCGGCGGCGUAACAAUAUCCCCACGUGACUGCCAUGAAAGCCUCUGUUCCAACCAGCCAGGCACCGAGGGAGGGAAAGAAACUUACAAGAGGUCGGAGAAGAGGCGCCGCUCGUCAUUUACGCACUAGAGAGAGAAGCCAAACCUCGGGGAUGUGAUACGAAAUUGACCAGAAAGGGCUGGAAAAGACGGAUUUGGCCACGCUUCUGCCCUCCCCUCUUUUCUCUCCACUUCUCCGCGGUUUCGCUUCGCUCUCCUGUCACUCUUAACUUCUUCCUCCUUCCUUCGAAGGCUCCCUUUCCCUCGCCGCCUCUUCCUUACUUUUGGAUGACUUUCUCCCCCACAACCCCAUCUCCCUCCCUUCUUCUCCCCGGCUGCAACUGCGCCCCGAUCUCCAAGGUAACGCCUCUCGCAGCAACAUGCCGGAGCAGAUCACCGUCUCCGAGUUCGUGGCCGUGACUUCGGAGGAUCUCAGCUCGCCGGCGGCUUCCAGCUUCGCCUCCAAAUUGCAGAAGUGCCGGGGGGCCGUGGUGGCGCUGGAAGAGAGCCUGGAUGGGGACCAAGCCAUUCUCCAGCGGAUCAGGAAAUAUGUGAAAGCUAUUCAUGCUUCUGGGCUCACGCAUGUGGAGAACGAGGAGCAGUACAGCGAAACUCUGGAGAACUUUGGCAACAACCACCUUUCUCAGAACAAUCAUGAGCUUUCCACGGGAUUCUUGAAUCUGGCUGUCUUCACCAGGGAAGUGACGGCACUUUUCAAAAACCUGGUGCAGAAUCUGAACAAUAUUGUCUCCUUUCCUCUGGACAGCUUGCUGAAAGGGCAACUUAAAGAUAGCCGGCUGGAUUCCAAGAAGCAGAUUGAAAAGGCCUGGAAGGAUUAUGAGACCAAAGUAGCAAAGAUGGAAAAGGAGAAGGAGCGAGCCAAGAUAUCUGGAGUCAUUCAGGCCGAACCAUCGGCUGCAGAAAUCGCCGAGGACCUGCAGAAGGAGCGCCGCACUUUCCAGCUUCAGAUGUGUGAGUAUCUUCUGAAAGCCAACGAAAGCCAAAUGAAGCAAGGACCAGACUUUCUGCAGAGCCUUAUCAAGUUCUAUCAUGCACAGCACAAUUUCUUCCAAGAUGGCUGGAAGGCAUCUCAGAACCUGUACCCAUUCAUUGAGAAGCUAGCAACGUCCUUACAUGCACUUCAUCAGGUGAAGGAAGAGGAGGUCAAGCAGCUCACUCGCAUCCGCGACUCCCUCCGAGGCAUCCUGCAGCUGGAGAACAAAGGGGAAAACCUCAGCAGGAAGAACUCUGGCAGUGGCUACAGCAUCCACCAGCACCAAGGGAACAAGCAAUAUGGGACCGAGAAAUCGGGUUUCCUGCACAAGAAAAGCGAUGGGAUUCGGAAAGUGUGGCAGAAGAGGAAGUGUGGCGUGAAGUACGGAUGCCUCACAAUUUCGCACAGCACGAUAAAUCGGCCUCCCGUCAAGUUAAAUCUGUUGACCUGCCAAGUGAGGCCUCAUCCAGAGGAUAAAAAGUCCUUUGACCUUGUGACACAUAACAGGACGUACCACUUUCAAGCAGAGGAUGAGCACGAAUGUAUUGUGUGGGUGUCGGUGCUCCAGAACAGCAAAGACGAAGCACUCAGCAACGCUUUCAAGGGGGACCCAGGGGGGUGCGUGUCUUCGGCCGGCAGCAUGGCAGAUGGGGGGCUGCAAGAGCUCACCAAACUCAUCAUUGGUGAGGUGAAGAACAUGCCAGGCAACAGGCAAUGCUGUGACUGCGGAGCCCCAGAUCCCACGUGGCUCUCCACCAACCUUGGCAUUCUGACAUGCAUUGAGUGUUCAGGGAUCCACCGUGAGUUGGGGGUGCACUACUCCCGAAUCCAGUCCUUGACCCUGGAUGUGCUCAGCACUUCUGAACUGCUGCUGGCAGUCAGCAUUGGCAAUGCCAAGUUUAAUGAAGUCAUGGAGGCCACUUUGCCAGUCCCUGUUAGCCCGAAACCCUCCUCAAGCAGCGAUAUGAAUGCCCGGAAGGAAUUCAUCAUGGCCAAGUACAUGGAGCGCAAGUACGUUCACAAAGCGGCCAGGGAUGAGCCUUGCCGCCUCUGGGAAGCAAUCCGGAGCAGGGAUCUCCUGGCUCUGCUUCAGGCCUUUGCAGAGGGCCACGACCUGUCCAAACCUCUAGCCAGCCCCGAAGGCCAGGAACCAGGUGAGCGGGCUUUGCAUCUGGCUGUGCGCUAUGCCAACAAGACCUCCCUCCCCCUGGUUGACUUCAUUAUACAGAAUGGGGGAAAUCUGGACCGGCCCACUCCAGAUGGGAGCACAGCCCUGCAUUAUGGGGCUCAGUAUAAUCAGCCCAACUGCAUCAAGCUCCUGCUGAAGGGGAAAGCCUCUACAAAUGCAGUAAAUGCAGCUGGUGAAACACCUCUGGAUGUGGCGAGGAGGUACAAGCAUACUGAGUGUGAAGACUUGCUGGAGCAAGCCCAGGCGGGGAAAUUGGCUUCCCAGAUACACUUGGACUACGACUGGGAAACCCCUCAGGAGUUUUCUUACGACAGUGAAGAUGAGCUGGACGAGAAGGUGAGCCCACUGCAGCGGUCUUUUGGGUCUUCAUCGUCUCCGACCACAGGCCAGCCUGCCCUCUUCCCUCCAAAGAGGUGGAGUUGCACAGGUAUAGACAUCAGCAACAAGACCUACGAGACCAUCCUGGUCCCCUCACGGCCUGGCCUGCAAAGCUCAAAGAGUGAGGAGACCCCACCACCGCUGCCAGUCAAAAAUCCCACCAGAGGGAGUUCCAAGACAAAACCAGGGCAGAGUGCUUUGGACCCCUCAGAGUCCUUGCCUCAGUCACCAGAUGUCCCUGAGGGGCGGCACUUGUCCACUUCCAGUGUUCCUGGAAUGCCAGAUGGUGGCACGUCCCGGCAGCCGUCGAGCUUCCGCAAUUCUGUGGAAGUCAAAGGCACAGCCUACUGGGAAACCUGCUCCGAAAAGGAAAGUGGAUCCCUGCGCAGAAGAUCGGACCCCAGUCAGGCGACAGUGCUACAGCCUUCUCCUGGUACCUCUCCAGAACAAGGACAAGCCAACCCAGUCAAGUUCAGCUCUGAGAGCACCCGAUCCUAUCGGCGGAUCAGUAGUGGCUCGGUGGGCAAGCUGCCUGGCACCCCACUUUCCCCUCAGAGCUCUGGUUGCCCAGAAGAACUGCCUUCCUGCAAGUCUCCGAUGCUGACCCAGACGCCUCCCCCCGUGCCGAUGCCAAGAAGGUUUGCCCCGGCUAAGGGACGGCCAAAGAGAGUCAUGGCCUUGGUUGACUGCAAGGGGGACAAGGCUCGGGAGCUGACUUUCUCCAAGGGUGAAGUGAUUGUGGUGACGCGGGAAGAGGAUGAUCAAAGUUGGAUCGGUUUCAUUGAAGGUGAUGGCACAAGAACAGGAGUUUUCCCCUCCAGCUUUGUCCACCCAUUGCAAGACUGAUGGGACCAUUUUGUUCACGUUCCAGCUGCAGAGAGGAGUCUGCCUGAGCUGCUUUGCGGACCUAAGGUGGACUCGCCCCAUCUCCUUUGAGCCUGCUCUUCUCCAUAGGAUGCCAUCUGCGUAAUCACUUUGAUCAUAUCCUUGGGAAGAAGCCACUGGCUUUGGCUUGGCUACUGUUUUCAUUGCUGUUGUUAAGCAGGACCAGGAGAAAGGACAGGAGCUCUGCUGAUGUUGCUUGGUUGACUUUUCCUGGCUUCUUUUUGCGGCCUCACGCAACCGAGGUAUCUUCUCGUGGCUGUGGAGGCUCCAUCUCCAAGUCAUCUCUGCCUCCGUUUGAUUUUCUUGCUCGAGAACAAAUGUACACUUGGGUGGGAUUCAGACUCCUAGUGCAGUGUUUGGUUUCGUAGCAAUCUCGGCUUCUGUUACGACAGUCACGAGGGAUAAGCCCCGCUUCCAAGAGAAAUCUGAAAACAUGCAGCAAAUGCAUAUAUGCUGGAGACUUGGAAAACCAAGCCAGGCCUUUGGCAGGGCUUCAGAGCUGCUGCACAUCCUGCUCCAGCCUUAUGAGGAUUCACGUUGCUCUUCCCCCAGUAGAGGUCAAAUACCCUACCCUCAUGGAUCCAUUUCUGCAUCUCUUCAUCCAGUGCAGAGUCUUCACAUCUGCUGUGUGCAGAGGAUUCUGGGAGCCUUGGUUGGUCCCAACUGGCCUAGUCAGUUGAGAGUGCCCUUUAGGGGGAAGGGUUGCAGCUCAGUGGUACAGCAUCUGUUUUCAUGCAUAAAGUCCCAGGUUCAAUUCCCGACGGCAUCUCCAGGAGGGGAUGAAGAAGCCCCCUGCCCGAAGCCCAGGAGCACUGCUGCCAAUCAGUGUCGACCGUGCUGAGCAAGAUGGGCCAAUGGUCUGACUUUGCAUAAAGCAGGUUCCUGUGUGGCUAUAUCUGUUAGGCACCAGGUGUGCGCUGCUGGAGAAGUUGGAUAAUGGUGUGCAAACUCCAGGUCUUGCCUCCGCUAUUCACCUUUCAGGGACUGCAUUCUGCCAGGACAGCCACAGCUUUCCCAUGUCCCAUGGAAGUCACUGCCCUCCAAAUGAAGAAGAUUGAUGAAGGGCAGAACUCAUGUCUGAUAAAGCAAAGCUUUUCAAAGCGUUGGGCGCUCGUGAGAAGUGAGGGGCAUCUGUAGCUCUUCUUCAGGCUGCAAAAUGUCUUGGGGCCCAUAUUGACCAGCCUGUCUGCCAUUAUCACUCACAGAAUUACAGAAUCGUAGAAUGUUUUAAGUCAGAAGGGACCUUUGAGGUCCAACCUACACACUGCAGAAAUCUUGCAACUGCAGCAUCCCUGGCAGAAGCUGGUUGCACCUGUGCUUAAAUACCUUCAGCAAAGGAAAGACCACCACCUCAUGAGGCCAUCUGUUCCUCUGUGAAACAGUUCUAGCAAUUAGGACAUGUCUCCUAUUAGCCAAAAUCUGUUUCCUUGUGACGUCUACUCUUUGGCUCUACUCUUGGAGCAACAGAGAACAAAUUGAUUUUCUACAUUAUAGAGCUCCUGAUAACUUCCUGUGGAAUCUGUGAGUUCUGUAUAGUAAUGUUUUGAAACCACUCCUGCUCGCACUUUGGAAGCUUUUCAGGCUGAAUCCAAACUUCUUGUUGUUUGGAUUUGGGCACCACUGGGAAGGCAGGGAUGCCAACAGUGGGCGGACCUAGAGCCAAGGGCAGGUGCAGACAAGUAAUUCUAGUUUUCUCCCUGUCCUGUUCCCUGCUGAGUUCUACAGGGGCUAUGGAGGAGGCUGGGAGCCAGGACUGGUUGACGUUAAGAAGACAGGCCAGUGUGGGCUGGCUGAGAGCAGACUGAGGUUGGUAGGGCAGUACGCCAUAAGAUCCAGCCCAAUAUUUUUAGAACUGCUCAGCCAGUUUGGAAAGUGCCCUUGUCCCAUUUUUGAUCCUCUCCUGCCAAGCUAUGAGAAAACCAAUUCUGCAAGUCUGCAGAAUGGUUAAAUUUUGAACAAAAAGGAAAGCAGCUGUGGGAGUUGCCAAAUUGGCAGUUCUCCCCGACAAUGAAAUCCCUCCCCAAAUCCCACUAUUAGGUUUGCAACUAUUUUUAAAAUGUUACUUAAAAAAAAUGAAUAAAUGUGAAUGUACCACUUUAAACCUUUUAAGAGGUGGAUGGCCCAUCAGAAAGAUGAGUAGAUGUCUGAACCCGUGGGGUUGUCUUGCUGAUAGGUAUAUCUGCUGUGGAAAUAGCAAAUCCAGUUUGGCUCUCAUGGGUGAAGAACUCACUGUGACUGCCCUUUUAAAUACCACGUCCGUCCUCACCUUCAAAUGCUCCAGUCUGGUUUGACCAGUUUUAAAGAGAAGCAAUAUCACCAUACAUGCUCUGGCCCUUUCCCCAGGGUGUGAAAAGUUCAGGGCAAUCUUUAAACAGCUGGUUCUUUUCCACAGUGAGCACCCUGCAGAUUUCUUUGCAAAAGAUGAAUGAAUAAUGUGGAGGCAUUGGCCAGCGAAAGCUUUGCUGGUUCCAAAACGGAAUCAAACCAGGCCCCAGAUGUAAGAUGAUUUAAACAAGCAAAGUUCUUUUAAGCUGCUUUUUCAGCACCAAGAACAACCAGAGCUAAAUUUAUUAUUUUUGCUCAGCUACCAGCUGUAGAUGUGUAGCUUGGUGGGGAGAACAUCUGCUUUGCAUGCAGAAGGAGGUCUCAGUCCCUGGCAUCUCCAGGUACAGAUAGGAAAGAUUCCCUAUCUUAAACCCUGGAGAGCUGCUACCAGAUAAUAAACGAUCCAUCUAGCUUGGUUUUUAUCUGGCUCAGUGUAAGGCAGGCUUUUAUGUUCCUUUUAAGUAAAGCCUAGUACAUUGGGCAGAAAGUCUACCAGCAUAGUAAGUAUUGUUCCCUCAGCCAACCCCAGCAUACAUCCUCCAGGAAGAAGGGAUGUGGGGACAAGGGGCAUUAGGCAGUUUGCUGUGUUCAUGUCUUUCUGCUUCGUUGUCUUGUGCCCGACAGUCCUGUAGAACUCACUGACACAGAAUAUGAUAAGGACUAAUA